Nicotiana attenuata is the source of this 1026-nucleotide messenger RNA. Its product is annotated as salicylic acid-binding protein 2-like. NCBI's taxonomy places the organism in Eukaryota, Viridiplantae, Streptophyta, Magnoliopsida, Solanales, Solanaceae. Bases 68 to 856 code for a protein of 262 amino acids. The record is from RefSeq and is a predicted model, not a curated record. The transcript is spliced from 3 exons. Gene Ontology annotation, biological process: salicylic acid metabolic process; jasmonic acid metabolic process. Gene Ontology annotation, molecular function: methyl indole-3-acetate esterase activity; methyl salicylate esterase activity; methyl jasmonate esterase activity.
UGAUCAUUUUGACCCUCUACUUUCACUAUAAAUAUCUCGCAAUAAUUGGGGAGUGUCACCUGAAAAAAUGGAAAAGGGCAAGAAUCAUCACUUUGUGCUAGUUCAUGGAGCUUGUCACGGUGCAUGGUGUUGGUAUAAAGUGGUGACAAUUCUUAGAGCUGAAGGUCACAAAGUUAGUGUUCUUGACAUGGCUGCUUCUGGAAUUCAUCCAAAACGUACUGAAGAGCUCAAUUCCAUGGCUGAAUACAACGAACCCUUGAUAGAAUUCUUGGCUAAUUUGCCACAAGAAGAAAGAGUUGUCUUAGUAGGUCAUAGUAUGGGUGGCAUCAACAUAUCGCUUGCGAUGGAAAUGUUCCCUCAGAAGAUUUGUGUUGCUGUUUUUGUCACUGCUUUCAUGCCUGGUCCUAACCUUGACAUUGUUGCCAUUAGCCAACAGUAUAAUCAACAAGUGGAAUCACAUAUGGAUACUGAAUUUGUAUACAGCAACGGACAGGAGAAAGGUCCAACCUCACUCCUCCUUGGCCCUAAAGUUUUAGCAACCAACUUUUAUCAACUGUCCCCUGCUGAGGAUCUUACUCUUGCAACUUAUUUGGUGAGACCAGUACCAUUGUUUGACGAGUCAAGCUUACUGAAGGACUCCACAUUCACAAAUGAGAAAUAUGGUUCGGUUCGUCGUGUUUACGUUGUAUGCGACAAGGAUAACGUGCUUAAGGAAGAACAACUACAAAGGUGGUUGAUCAAGAAUAAUCCACCGGAUGAUGUUGAGUUUAUUCAUGAUGCAGAUCACAUGGUGAUGUUCUCCAAACCUCGGGAGUUAUGUUCUUGUCUGCUUAUGAUUUCACGAAAAUAUCAUUGAUUUUUUUGCCUUCCCACUAUUGGACGGGAAACAUGAGGAAUAUUAAAAAAAAAAAUAAAAAAAGAGGGAAUAGAUUGUCCUUUGUUUUUAAGGCAUGUAUUUGUUUAUGUAUGUAUCGUGGUUAAAAACUGUACAAUCAGCAAUUAAGUAUAUUUUUUCCCCAAUUUAUA